AUGUACGGCAUCCUGCUGGCCAUUGGCGACUCCAUCACGCAGUUUGGAAGCGAUCCCAGCAACAGCGGUUUCCUGGCCCAGCUGUCGCGUGACUUUGAGCGCCGUCUUGAUGUGCUGAACCGCGGCUUCUCAGGCUACAACACCAACAACAUUCUCGAGCUCUACUCGUCACUGCUGCCCACAUUCCCGACACAUUCGCCUGCAGUGCAACUCGUGAUGCUGUUCUUUGGCUCAAAUGAUGCUGCAUUGCCGCUGUCCGGCCAGCAUGUGCCGCUGCAGACAUACACCGAAAAUCUGCGGACAAUGGUGAGCCAGAUCCAGGACCCGCAGUCCGACACCUACUCACCAGGUACGCGGAUACUGCUGAUCACUCCGCCGCCCAUUGGUGACAAGAUGUGGGAGGAGACAUGCACACGGCGCAAUCUGCCCGUUGACCGCAUUAACGCCGUGACCAGGACCUAUGCUGACGCAGUGAAGAUGGUCGCGAAGGAGAAGGGCAUUCCUGUCGUGGAUCUAUAUGGCGCCAUUGAGAGCUUGGUGGGUGCGAGCAAGCUGAAGAACCCCCCGUAUGACGGCUACGAGAUGUACCUGGCCGACGGACUGCAUCUGAACCGAAACGGAAACAAACUCUUGGCACGCCUUAUUUUGACAACUGUCAUAUCUGAGUGGCCCGAGAUGAGGCCAAUGGUGUAA
Molecule: messenger RNA, 693 nt
Organism: Linderina pennispora
Lineage: Eukaryota; Fungi; Kickxellomycota; Kickxellomycetes; Kickxellales; Kickxellaceae
Product: SGNH hydrolase
Exons: 3
Coding region: 1-693 (230 amino acids)
Source: RefSeq, a predicted model, not a curated record